UCCACCUCUCCUGACCUUCUCCGCUUCUCCUGAACCGCUGCCUCCUCUCCUGAACCCUCUCUCAACCCCUUCCUUCUCUCCUACCCUGUAGUUUAUGUGCCAGGGCCUCUCUCCCCCUCUUCUCUGAACCCUGAUCUCUGACCCUUGAUCCCUCUGGAGGUCAGGAUGAGCUGGCUGAGCCGGCUGACCCCUCGAGGUCCGGGGGGCAGGUCCAGUAGGAACGUAGCACCCUCCAGUCCAUGUACUGCUGACCCAGAGACCUGCCUCAUGGUGUUCGAGAACCACUGGAGACAGGUGUCCUGGGUGCUGGAGCAGCAGGAUCCGUCAAGCUCUAGCGAUGACCUCACCGCGGUGCGGAACCACACCGACCAGAUGCUGUGCCUCCUGGCCGAGGAGCGACCGGGGGAGUGUGAGGGACCCCCCGGGGCGGUAACGUCCGGUAACGUCCCCCCCAUUGGCCCCAUCCUGGACCUGGUGGUGUCUGAGAACGUCCUGGAGCGUGUGGUGCAGUGGCACCUGAGGCGUGGCCUGGACCCCGACAGCCAGGGGGCGCUACUCAAGCUGUUUGAGAUGCUGAUAGGCCAGUCUCAGCAGCCCUUGCUCCAACACAAGGCGGUGCUGCAACCUCUACUGGGUCUUCUGGGGGCCUGUGCUGAGCCUCAGCUUGGCUGCCCUCCCUCUCUGGAGAACAGCCUAGUGCUGCUGCUCAACCAGAUCUGUGUGUCGAUGGCGCGUGCUCCCGCUGUGUUGGAGCUGUUGUUCAGGUCGGCCCCGGCCCAACACGGUCCUACCAACCUGCUCAUCUUCACUCUGCUGGUUCCCUUCAUCCACCGUGACGGGGCCAUCGGACAGCAGGCCCGCGACGCCCUCCUCCUCGUCAUGGCAACCUCGGCCAGCAACCAGGGCGUGGCACGCUACAUUGCAGAGAACUCCUACUUCUGCCCGGUGCUGGCCACGGGCCUCAGUGCUCUCUACUCCUCCCUGCCGAGGAAGAUAGAGGUACGGGGGGAUGACUGGCACGCUCUGCGCAGGGAGGACUGGAUGGGCGUGUCCUCUCUGGUGCUCUUCAUGAACUCUCUGGAGUUCUGUAACGCUGUCAUUCAGGUGGCUCACCCCCUGGUCCGCAGACAGCUGGUCGACUAUGUUCACAACGGCUUCCUGGUCCCUGUCAUGGGACCCGCCCUACACAAGUCAUCUGUAGAUGAGAUGAUAGCCAGUACAACCUACCUGGACCUGUUCCUGCGCAGCGUCACGGAAACGUCUCUCCUUAAAGCCUUCCUGCGUUUUAUCCUCAUGCAUCGCCACGACAACGACACCAUCCUGGACACGUUGCUAACGCGCAUCAACAGCAACUCAAGGCUGUGUAUGGUGUCUUUGAGCCUGUUUAGGACUCUGCUCUCUCUCAACUGUGAAGACCUCAUGUUGCAGCUCGUUCUCAGGUAUCUGCUGCCCUGUACCCAUGUGAUGUUUAGUCAGAGGCGUGCCAUCAGGGACACUGAUCUCUAUGGUAAAUCAGCUGACAAGUUCCUGUCCCUGAUCCCCGACUGCUGCCGUCUGAGCACAGCGCCCUCUGCUGAGCGGGAGGAAGAACCUGCCCUUUGGGGGAAAGUCCUGAACAGCCCCAGCUCAGAGUCUCCAGUACACCACAAACCCAGCACUCCAUCCCGCUUGGCCCUCUUCAUGCGCCAGCAGAGCACUGGAGGAGGGCCCUGCACCCCCUCCCCCACCGAGACGGUCCCCUCGUCGCCCGGUGCCGGCCCCAACACCCCCCUGUCCCCAGAUAGCCCCAUGCACCCCGUCCCAGAGGUUCUGGACUGGGAGUCGGGGUACCUGGAGUACCUCAGGGACGCACGUAGGGGGGUAGAGCUGUGCUCCUGGGCCUGCCGGAACUGGUCAGCCCCCUACGACGGAGAGGACCCCUCACCCAACGCGGCCCCUCUACCGCCCCCGCCCCCCACCUCCAACCCCUCCCUGGCCAUGUUCCCAGAGCACUUCUCCUUCCAGCAAAGUGGUAGUACCUCCCCCGGCCAGCAGAGGGCAGCGGUGGUGGCAGCGGCGCGGUCAGAGUGGAGCAGUACAGAGAGGGACAGUGGAGAGUGGGACGUCACCAUCGGUGAGAACAGCUGUAUCAGCCUCACACCCCGCACCAAGAAACGCAGCCUGCAGAGAGAUGUCCACAUCCCCAAACCUCUCCAUCUCCCUCCUGAUUCUGCCUCCCUCGCUGACCCCUCCGCUGUUCCCCACCUCCGCUCCGCCCCCACCAAGGGCGCUCAGCAGGCCAUCAUCAAUGGGACGUUGUUGGGGGGGCAGGGGGACAGGUGUAGGGACAGCCAGGAUGGAGGGAUGGAGGUUAAGAAGGUGAAGAGGGAGUUGGGUGAGCAGCGGCACCCUGCUGGGGGGGACUCUAGUCAGAACGGGGAGGUGAGUGCCUGCCCUGCCCCUGUCCAGUCCUGCGGGUCCCUACAGGGCUUCUACAGUGAAGGGAAUGGGAGUGGGGCUGCGGAAAGCUCCAGAGGUCUUCCACCACACAAACCGAGUCACACCCAGACUCUGUCUGCUUCACUGCUCUCAGAACCCCGUACCAACUCCUCCAACGAUAGGAUGACCCUCCGUGCUGCAGCAUCCAGCCCUGGAUCGGGACCUCCAGAGGCAAUGCUCUUUAACCAGUCAGAAGCAGUGGAGAGACUGAUCUCUGAGCUCCUGGAUGGGGCUGGGCCUGAGGAGGGGGGGCAGCAGGGGCCUGGAGACUCCAACGGCCAGGGCAUCAGCAUCGAGGCCUUCACCCAGGAACUCCGGGAGCUGGAGGACAGGGUGAGGGAGAGGAGCAAGGGGGUGGGGCUGCUCAGACAGCUGGAGGAGACCACCAGAGACCCCCACUCAGGGGAACCACCGCCCCCCUCUCCCCUGGACGCUGACCUGAUGGGGAGCGGGGUAGUGGCUGGAGUUGUGGGGGUGUUCAGGCCUCUAGGACAGACAUCCACUCAGCCCUACACAGGUCCGUUCAUGGUGGUUCUGUUUGCCAAGCUGGAGAACAUGCUCCAGAACUCUUUGUAUGUAAACAUCCUGUUGACGGGGAUUCUGGGCCAGCUUGCCUGCUACCCUCAACCCCUGCUCCGAUCUUUCCUCCUCAACACCAACAUGGUGUUCCAGCCCAGUGUCAAGUCUCUCAUACAGGUCCUGGGCUCAGUGAAGAGCCGCAUCGAGACGUUUGCAGCGUCCCAUGAGGAUUUCCCUGCCAUGCUGAAGAAAGCCCAGCGCUACCUGGCUGCCAGGGGCAAGGUGGACUGGGCGGACUCACCCAUGGGGAUGCCCACACUGCGACGCUCUGAUGCUCUGGUGAAGAGCCGGAAACCCUCACUAGGCGACCUGAUCCUUCGCCACACCAACAGCCCCACGCGGGCACGCCACGCCGCCCAGCUCGCCCUGGCCCACGUACGAGACGGUGGCCAAUCGCUGCACAGUGCCCUGUUCCGGGGCGGGUCAGGGGCGUCGGGGCUGGAGAAGCAGGCAGAGGCUCUGAGGGUGAAGAACGCCGUCUACUGCGCCGUCAUCUUCUCCGAGUUCCUCAAGGAGCUGGCCGCUCUGGCCCAGGAGCACGCUGUCUCCAUGCCCUUCCUCCAGAGCCACGACACUGAGGAGUGAUGCUGUCUGUCUCCACACCCUUCCUCCAGAGACACGACACUGAGGAGUGACACUGAAGGUUGCAACCCGAUUUCAACCCUCCUCCCAGAAGAUUGAGAAGCAUUGGAUUGGUUGUAAGCGUUGUCUAGAGGGAGUUCCUUUCCACCGUUGUUAAAUCUAGUGUACGUGACGUCUGGGCCUGUAUCCACAAAGCGUCUAAAAGACAGACAGACAGACAGGAUAGGGCAGGUAGACUGACACAGA
This is a messenger RNA of Oncorhynchus tshawytscha (Chinook salmon), 3885 nucleotides long. Its product is annotated as FHF complex subunit HOOK interacting protein 1B-like. The transcript has 11 exons. NCBI's taxonomy places the organism in Eukaryota, Metazoa, Chordata, Actinopteri, Salmoniformes, Salmonidae. Gene Ontology annotation, cellular component: FHF complex. Gene Ontology annotation, biological process: lysosome organization; endosome organization; early endosome to late endosome transport. The record is from RefSeq and is a predicted model, not a curated record. The coding region runs from base 166 to 3642 and encodes 1158 amino acids.